UUCUGACACCGCGAGCGAUAGUUCUUCAGAAUCAAAAGAAAACAUUAGCUCGCCACCUCUGAAAAGAGAAAAACUUUUCGUUGGAAAAGAAAUGUACAAAAGACUUCAACGACCUACCGUCCGUGAAAUACUGAAAGACAACGAACAAGGUCGCUUGAUAGUACGAAGUUAUGCGCAAACAAAAAUACUGUCGAAACAUUCCCGGAACGUUCUUCUAGAACUACUCAUAUCACACUUAAUAAAUACCGUUAAAGGCCCGGUCAAUAAACAUGACUUUCUGCAUUUUGCUCGAGGAAUAAUAGAUGUAUUUCCAUCGGAGGACAUAAAUUUAUAUUAUGUUGCACCGGUAUCUAAAAAGGACUCUCGAAAUAGAAAAUCGAUUUCUGUACGAGGCAAACUUGUAGAAAAAUAUCGCAAUAAAUUGAGACAAAAUAAACGUAUACUAGCAGAUAUUUCUGAUGUUACAACUUCUACUGAUCUUGAAAGUGAAGCAUCUAAUGACGUUGUAAGUGAAGUGUUGGAGACAAGCGUCAAAUGGUUGGAAACUAAUCAAGAACCGUGGGAAGUAGUUGAAAACCACUGAAAGGCUACUGCUACUAUUCGUUGGAAAGACAAUCGAAACAAUCGGGAUACUUUGCUUUCUGAUAAAAUAUUUGAAAAAUGGCCGAUUUUAAAUCAUCCAAUAAGCUGGAAAUUAAUAGUUCAGGAUUUCGAACAUUUUGAAUUAAGUUCGACAGAAGACGCUAUUAAUCAGUGGCCUCAAUUCUUCCGAAACGUCUUAAAAGUUUGCCCUCUUGAGAAAAAGAAAACUGUUCAAGUGAAUGAGCUAUUAAAAAUAAUAGAAAGUGAUCAAAGCGAUGAAUCUAAAGCUAUUGCGCAAUUGUGUGCCCUGUCAUAUAUGAUUCCUCCAAGAAGACGAGUUAGAACAAAGAAGGGUCAUUGGAAACCUUCGA
Molecule: messenger RNA, 953 nt
Organism: Temnothorax curvispinosus
Lineage: Eukaryota; Metazoa; Arthropoda; Insecta; Hymenoptera; Formicidae
Exons: 4
Coding region: 92-583 (163 amino acids)
Source: RefSeq, a predicted model, not a curated record